UGGCAGGAACUGUACUACACAGGAAUUAGCUUAUGAGGAGAACAGUAUUACAUGUAAUGUUUAGAAGAGGAAGCUUGUCUGCCUUUGAUGAAACGCGUGUUUAUAGACUUAUUAAAACAUACUUCGCAUUUGAACAAUACUGAUUGUCGACUAUUAUUACAAAAAGUGUCUGGAAAGAUGUGUAGCUAAUGUUAGCUGAAACGUGCUAACUUGGCUAACAAGUAAACACGCUGCUUCACGCUGGCGUCGCACACAAACACGCAAGUGAAUGAAAGACAACGUGGCGUAAGGGUGCUGUGAGUUACCUACAGUAGGGCUGAAAGCUGUAGGGAUGAAGAAAUGGCGAGAAGGGCAGAGACCGCACAGGCGACGAGGUGGCUCCCAGCGCCACGGAUGGUACAGAGGCAACCGGCAGAGGUCAACACAAGAUGAACAGUGGUAUGGGAAUAAUGAUGCAGGGCCAUCAUUUAGAGCAUCUCAGAGAAGAGAUGAAAGCCAGACUGCCUCUUCUUCCUCUUCCUCUUCCUCUUCAUCCUCAUCAUCAUCCUCAUCCUCAUCUUCCUCUAAGACCAGCAGUGCUGCACCAGAUCUGCCAGGUUUCUACUUUGAUCCGGAGAAAAAUCGUUACUUCCGCCUUCUUCCGGGACACAACAACUGCAACCCUCUGACCAGAGAGCAGCUGCAGGAGAAAGAAAGGGAGAAACAGAGGAACAAGAUGCUCAUAGAGGAUGACAAGCCCAGAAAAAAAGCACCAAGAGCCGGACUGAACACCUCACUGCUGCUACAGAAAAGACAUCUUGGCAUGUUACCUCAGAACUCCUAUUGCAGGCUGGUCCAUGAGGUAAAGGUCAGUGGAAUGAAACGCCACAAACUAGAGAUCCAGAGCUCGGACAACAGCAACCCCAACACUGACAACUUCAGACUUAUAGUGGGGGACUCGGCAUGUGAGCAAGUGUUCACAGUCAAUGAUGUGUCUCACGGAGGCUGCAAGUACGGGAUCAUGAACUUCAGCACCAGCAGCCGGGGCUCUCUGUCUGUGGAAAUGUGUGACAACCUUUACUUCACCAACCGUAAGGUGAACUCCAUCUGUUGGGCCUCAGUCAACUAUCCAGACUCCCAUGUAUUGCUGUGUCUGGUGGGAGUGGCAGACACCCCUGGCUGUGUCAGUCUACUACCCGCUUCCCUCUUCAGCAACUUCAACCCGGAUCAGCCAGGGAUGCUGUGCAGCUUUAAAAUAUCCUCAGCCUGGUCUUGUGCUUGGUGCCUCAACCCCCAGUUUGACAAGACCUUCAGCACUGGCUUGUCUCGGAGGGUGAUAGUGAAAGAUGCAGAGACGGGACGAACGCAGACGUACAGUGUUGGCAGCGAUGUCUUGGCCCAGCAGUUUGCCCGUAGGGUUCCUGUGCUGUUUAACGGGUGCAGAUCGGGAGAGAUCUUCAGCAUUGACCUGCGGCAGCGAGGCCGCAGGGAUCAAAGCUGGAAAGCCAGUCGCUUUCAUCAAGAGUCUGCCAUCACGUCUGUGCGUGUCCUGCAGGAUGAGAACUACCUGCUGGCUGCUGAUAUGUUAGGCCAGAUCAAGCUGUGGGAUGUGCGUGUGAAGAAGCCCGUGCAGGACUACAAAGGCCACUAUAAUGAACAUGCCUACCUUCCCAUCCAUGUCAAUGAGCCUGAAGGGCUGUUGCUGGCAGUGGGUCAGGAUUGCUACACAAGGUUAUGGAGCCUGAAGGACGGCCACCUUCUGAGGACCAUCCCAUCACCCCACCCAGCUGCCAACGACCUGAUUCCAAGUGUCGUCUUCUCUUCCAAUCUUGGCGGAUGCAAGGGACUUCCCGGCCUGCUCAUGGCUGUCAAACAUGACCUGUACUACUUCCCAUACAACACGGACUACCAGGAAGGAGGAGCGCUGCAGGCUGGGUGUUAGGGAAAGACUGACUUUCUUUGGCCAAAUGUUUCAUUGGUAUUACUGACAUAUCUAUAGAUAUUGAAUGAUUUAAAGGGUUUGGCUGGAUAAAGGUGUGACGUGACUAUUGAACCCUAACAGCCAGUAUGCAGUUAAUAAUCAAAAGGAUGUAACAGACUUUUGAUUGGGAAGACCUCCAUGAAGUUGCAUUGUAGUCUCAGGGGAAUGUUAUUUUUCACACUUAUCUGUGCCAAAAGGAAAUAGAAGUGCUGCAUUCAUAAGUGCACACAACUGCUACAGUUGGCUUACUGUAACCUUUAUAAGUGCACUUACAUGUACUUAAGACAUGAUUCACAUCCAUUUUUAAUGUAAAUUAGGACAUUGCUGAUCUAAAUUUGAAAAGGACAUGACUGUGAUUAUAGUCAAAACAUUUUUAACUGUUGAAUGAUAUUCUGAAAAUCAUUAAACACAGUGAUUG
Scomber japonicus (chub mackerel) is the source of this 2378-nucleotide messenger RNA. RefSeq names its product WD repeat domain 21 (gene wdr21). NCBI's taxonomy places the organism in Eukaryota, Metazoa, Chordata, Actinopteri, Scombriformes, Scombridae. Gene Ontology annotation, molecular function: protein binding. Gene Ontology annotation, cellular component: Cul4-RING E3 ubiquitin ligase complex. The record is from RefSeq and is a predicted model, not a curated record. The transcript is spliced from 13 exons. Bases 332 to 1921 code for a protein of 529 amino acids.